Ahaetulla prasina is the source of this 1855-nucleotide messenger RNA. RefSeq names its product amidohydrolase domain containing 1 (gene AMDHD1). The transcript is spliced from 9 exons. The record is from RefSeq and is a predicted model, not a curated record. Lineage: Eukaryota; Metazoa; Chordata; Lepidosauria; Squamata; Colubridae. Gene Ontology annotation, molecular function: imidazolonepropionase activity. Bases 297 to 1598 code for a protein of 433 amino acids. Gene Ontology annotation, cellular component: cytoplasm.
CCAAGUUUGAGGCAGGCAGGGUAGAAGAGCAUGUAGGGAAAGGCUAUUCCAGAGGGCAGGGCCCCCGCAUCUCUGGAACCGAAGCAAGCAGACUGCUAGCACAGGUUCGGGGGUAAACCGAAGGCGACGAAAUGCUACGUAUUAAGCCGGGCUGCGCCUCGUCGUGCUGAAUGCCAGCAAAUAAAUUCGGCCCUUCCCGAAAGGGUCCGCCCUAACUGAGCAAACUUUGCUCCGCGCUCUCCGCCCCCUGCGGCCGUUGUCCGGCUCUUUGCCUUGGCUCUGCGGCGGACGAGGGGAUGGCCGGCGGUGAGUACAAACUGCUGCUCGAAGGAGCCCAGCAACUGGUGCUUGUUUGCACCCAAGGCGAGCAGUAUCUCUUGGAGGCCGGCAUGCAGCAGUUGGCCCUGCGGGAAAACGCCAGCGUAGUCAUUGGCAAAAAUGGGUAUAUAAAAGCAGUUGGUGAUGCAAGGGCCAUUCGUGAGCAAUUCUCUGGAGCAACUUUUGACAAGAUAAUUGAUUGUUCUGGAAAGUGCAUUUUACCAGGUCUAGUAGAUGCACACACACAUCCUGUAUGGGCUGGUGACAGGGUGCAUGAAUUUGCAAUGAAGUUGGCAGGUGCUUCCUAUAUGGACAUUCAUCAAGCUGGAGGAGGAAUACAUUUCACUGUGGAGCAGACGCAGAAAGCCCAAGAAGAUGAACUCCUUAAAAGUUUUAAAAUCCGCCUGUUACGGAUGCUCCGAGCAGGCACCACUUUGGUUGAAUGCAAAAGUGGAUAUGGUUUAAAUCUGGAAACAGAAAUUAAGAUGCUCAGGGUCAUUGAACAGGCUAAAAAGGAAUUGGACAUUGGUAUUUCUUCCACCUACUGUGGAGCCCAUGCAGUUCCUAAAGGGAAAAAUGCUACAGAAGCUGCUGAUGACAUUAUCAACACCCAUCUUCCUAAACUCAAGGAACUUGAUCUUAAUGGUGAAAUGCAUGUUGACAAUAUAGACGUCUUCUGUGAGAAGGGUGUCUUUGAUCUGAGUUCUACCAAAAGAAUUCUUCAGGCUGGAAAAGCUAUAGGGUUACAAAUGAACUUCCAUGGCGAUGAGCUGCAUCCAAUGAAAAGUGCUGAACUUGGAGCUGAACUGGGUGCACAAGCUAUAAGUCACCUAGAAGAAAUUAGUGAUGAAGGAAUUGUUGCCAUGGCCCAGGCAAAAUGUGCAGCUGUCCUAUUGCCAACCACUGCCUACAUCCUGAGAUUGAAACAGCCUCAAGCUAGAAAAAUGUUGAAAGAGGGAGUGAUUGUGGCUCUUGGCAGUGAUUUUAAUCCAAAUGCUUACUGUUGUUCUAUGCUGAUGGUCAUGCAUUUAGCUUGUGUAAACAUGAAGAUGUCCAUGAAGGAAGCCUUAGCUGCUGCCACCAUUAAUGCUGCUUAUGCUCUUGGGAAAUCUCAAACCCAUGGGUCUAUUGAAAAAGGCAAACAAGGAGAUUUCAUUAUCAUUAACUCUCCAAGGUGGGAACAUUUAAUCUAUCAAUUUGGCGGCCAUCAAGAAUUGAUUGAAUAUGUAAUUAUUAAAGGAAAUACUGUUUACAAAAAUGACAGCAUUCUGCAAUACUAGGUAUAUUCUAUAAGAAUAAAUACCACAGUUGCCAGAUCUCCAAAGUGCACAUCAAGAGCAGUAAGAGCUCAUAUUUAUGUAAAACGUGAAUGUUAUGCUUGUUUACUGUACACCAGUUCAGGAUUUAAUUGAUUUUCAUUCCUAUGGCUUAUUUCAUUUUUAACGUUCCUUUUUCUCAGCAAAUUAUGAAAUAAAUAUGUAUAGAUCUUAAAUCUCUUCAGUUUCUUUCAAUUCCAGUUCAUUCAUAUGAUUUAUAA